Molecule: messenger RNA, 702 nt
Organism: Rhinocladiella mackenziei CBS 650.93
Lineage: Eukaryota; Fungi; Ascomycota; Eurotiomycetes; Chaetothyriales; Herpotrichiellaceae
Exons: 2
Coding region: 1-702 (233 amino acids)
Biological process (GO): DNA recombination
Source: RefSeq, a predicted model, not a curated record
AUGAAGAUGAUGCAUCCAGUAAAGAGAAGAAGGCUGGGUCAAUCUCCAAAAUUCAUCAACAAGCCAUUCCGUUCACCGCUCCGGAGGCCCGAUGUUCGAUGCCCGGUCCAAGCACCUGAGGAACAAAGCCACAGACCAGAUUCAGUGCCUGAACGUAAUCCCGCGCUUUCGCCAUCCGUAACCACUCUGGAAGUCCCGGUCCAAAGCUCUCCCACUUCUGCGUUGUCUCUCGACUACCAGUCUGCUCAUCCUGAGUACAAAAAUCUCCAGAAAAAAUAUUCUGCACUGUCCCACCGCCUCACACAACUGCGCCAGUCUCUUAACACGUCCCAACAAGCCCUGCAGAUUGAAGCCUCGGGCCAAGAUGCUGAAUUACAAACCUUGAUCACGAAAUGGAGGACAAUUGCCCGUGAGGCUGCAGAAGAGCUAUAUGCUGAUGCUAAAGAACGAAUUAACAGGAUGGGCGGACUCAUCGCAUGGCGACGGCAGGCAGCAGAAGAGGCACUGCACUUGAACAGAAAUACAGAGACAGAUGAGAUGCACCAUGAUAAUGUAAGUGUACUUGAACAUCAACAAUUGGAUGACCUGGAGGACUCUGAGAAAGAGGAGUCUUCUUUCUCCAUGGCCACCAUGCUUCAGCAGAUGAAUAUUGAUUUGUCAACCAUUGGUUUUGAUGGGCGAUUGGAACGGUGGGUUGAGUGA